AUGUCGCUCACCACCGACCUCUGCCCGGCAUUCAUCAAUACGGACCCUAGACGGCCUCGACCCCCAUCGCCUCGCCUUCGACCUCCUCCAAUGUUGCGCGAUCUCGGCCGUAGCCGUUCUUCUUCAAAUUCGAGCACUUCAAGAUCCGACUCCAAUGAAGGCGCCAUGGAGUACGGCAGGUUCGCGAGCCUCUUCUCCGGGCACAGCACAGCCUCGUCUGCUUCUUCGGUCUCCGACGGUGACUGCGUAUCCCCUCCGGUCGGGACGGAAUUCAAGAAGCUCGUCGAGGACUCGCUGGAUCGCCUUCCGAGGUCGAGGUCGAGGCCCAAAGGGCCUGUCAGGCUUCCUGCCAAUGCAACUUCGCCGACAUCGUCGGCCUCUUGCACGGAUCUGCUUCAUCCGUAUCUGUCGCUCACAGUCCGCAAAUCGCGCGCGUUAUCGAUAUCUCAGGCAUUUCUCACCCGCAAAUCUAUGAAGCCGCCUUCUUUGACGCUCUUCGAACGCCGUCGGGUCAUGCGCCGGAGCGAGCGCGCCUUUUCGCUAUCACUGUCUGUCUCUCCUUCGAGCGCUAUCGCCGGAUACGCCACAAGCCCGACUACCCCGACAAUUGACAUGUCUACAUUCCACCUGCGAUCCUCAACUUGGUCUCAUCAUGGCUCACCGCCUCCACCUAGUGACAAAGGGCUGGUCGGCCUAUGGCCCCACGCUAAUCCACACGCAUGUGUGUCUUCGGCCACGCUCCCGCACUUUGCUUCGACCGUCGUGUACUCGCCUGAUAACAUCGGUCGUGCACGGCUUGUCUAUGCGAGCCAGGCUGUUCAGUCGGAUCCCACGACACCUGAGCUGGACCGUCCUCCAACUCCGGCACGACCCGUAGUUUGCCCAAUGCAGAGUCCGCUCCUCGUACCAUCGCCCAUCUUGCAGUUGCCUUCCCCCGUGAUGAAAUAG
This is a messenger RNA of Peniophora sp. CBMAI 1063, 948 nucleotides long. The record is from the annotation of a GenBank genome assembly. Lineage: Eukaryota; Fungi; Basidiomycota; Agaricomycetes; Russulales; Peniophoraceae.